Molecule: messenger RNA, 1068 nt
Organism: Asparagus officinalis (garden asparagus)
Lineage: Eukaryota; Viridiplantae; Streptophyta; Magnoliopsida; Asparagales; Asparagaceae
Product: membrane steroid-binding protein 1-like
Cellular component (GO): endomembrane system; membrane
Source: RefSeq, a predicted model, not a curated record
CUCGUUCCCUCCCCCUAAUUUCAUCUCCCUUGACUCCCAAAAAUCAAGGAAAAAAAUAAAAAUAAAAAUCUCAGCUUUGGCAAACAAAAUGGUGAACGCAACGGAGCUCUGGCGAACCCUCGACCACUCGAUCGUUCACUACACCGGCCUAUCUCCGGCGACUUUCUUCACGAAUCUGGCGCUGGCGGCCGCGUUCUACCACGUGGUCUCCGGCUGGAUGAAGCCGCCGCCGCCGCCGCCGGCGCACGGAGCAGGGAUGCGGAGUUCGAGGCGGUGCGAGCCUCUGCCGCCGCCGGUGCAGUCCGGGGAGGUCACCGAGGAGGAGCUUAGGGCUUAUGAUGGCUCUGAUCCCAAGAAGCCUCUGCUUAUGGCGAUCAAGGGUCAGAUCUAUGACGUCACGCAGAGCAGGAUGUUUUAUGGGCCUGGGGGUCCGUAUGCAUUAUUUGCUGGUAAAGAUGCUAGUAGGGCAUUAGCCAAGAUGUCAUUCGAGGAGAAAGAUUUGACUGGAGAUAUUUCUGGCCUUGGACCCUUCGAGCUUGAAGCCCUCCAUGACUGGGAAUAUAAGUUCAUGAGCAAAUAUGUUAAAGUGGGAACGGUCAAAAAAACCGUGCCCGUUACAGAUGGCAGUACUUCUGAAACAGCUGAAGCAUCCACUCAGACAACCGAAAGAGGCACCGCAGAAGGCCAAGCUGAGCACGGUGAAGCGAAGGAAUCUGAAUCGAAGGAAAGUGCAGCGGAGGAAACCAGGGAAUAAGUGUCGAGAGCUCCAGUGCACCGAACCUGUUCUCUAUGUACUCAAAAUAUGUAACACGUAAAAGGGUUCUUGUUGUAAUGAUGAUAUGUGCCUUAUGUAGCGAGGUAAUAAGUUGGGUGUUGAGAGUUUUGCCUCUGUAUCUUUUGGUGCUUUCGACAUAUCUGAGAUAGCCACUGAGAGUAAAAAUGUUAUACUUCAGAUGUUGCUUUCAGGUGAUGCGUCACAUUUUCACUUUCAGAUGUUGUAAUUUGUUCUGUGGCUGUGCCUGUUUAAGUAAAAUUGUUGCCAGGAACCUUGAAAGGGUUAGUUGCGCA